Cyprinus carpio (common carp) is the source of this 1784-nucleotide messenger RNA. RefSeq names its product presequence translocase associated motor 16 (gene pam16). Gene Ontology annotation, cellular component: TIM23 mitochondrial import inner membrane translocase complex. Gene Ontology annotation, biological process: protein import into mitochondrial matrix. The record is from RefSeq and is a predicted model, not a curated record. Lineage: Eukaryota; Metazoa; Chordata; Actinopteri; Cypriniformes; Cyprinidae.
AGCUCGUGAAUGUCCUCCAGCCAGCAGGUGUCAGUGUGUGUCGCGUGUGUGUUCGUCUCGUUUCUUCGCCGCUUUCGUCAACCUUGAUGGAGUUACACGUGAAAACAUUUGCCCGAAACUGAGCUGUUUAACAUCAGCACAACGGAACAGCCAUGGCCAAGUAUCUGGCUCAGAUCAUUGUGAUGGGGGCUCAGGUGGUCGGACGAGCUUUUGCAAGAGCUCUACGUCAAGAAUUUGCAGCCAGUCAAGCGGCUGCUGAGGCUCGGGGUGGAGCGGGCAGGCAGUCUGCGGCUGCGUCUAGUUUCACAGGGAUGACUUUACAAGAAGCCCAACAGAUACUGAACAUCUCCACAUUAACACCAGAGGAGAUCCAGAAGAAUUAUGAGCAUUUAUUUAAAGCCAAUGACAAAGCGGUCGGCGGUUCAUUCUAUCUGCAAUCAAAGGUGGUACGGGCUAAAGAGCGUCUGGAUGAAGAACUGUCCAUUCAACAGCAGCACCAAACCAAACCACCAGAGCAGCAGCAGACAUGAGCUGCAUCCUCACACGCCUCCACUAGUGGUGCAGUAUUUUCUGGACAUUACUUGGAAGGUAAAUUAUCCCGAUGUCUUGUUGGAGUUCAUCCAGGAGCUUAUGGAACUUUCUAACAUGUUUGAAAAUGUACAUUACUCUUCAAAAGCUUUGAAAGAAGUCUGGUAUCCUCAUCAAGGUUGCAUUUAUUUGAUUAAAAAUACUGUAAAGACCGUAAUAUUGUGAAAUAUUGGUACAAUUCAAAAUACCUGUUUUCUAGUUGAAUAUAUUGUCAAAUGUAAUUUAUUUCUGUGAUCAAAGUUUACUUUUCAGCAUCAUUACAUUUCUUCAGUGUCACAUGAUUCUUCAGAAAUCGCUCUAUUAUGAUUAUUUGUUGCUUAAGAAAUAGAUAACAUUUGUAACAUAUUAAUAUAUUUACUGUCAUAUUUUUGAUCACUUUAAUGCAUCCUUGCUGAAUAAAAAUAAUCUUUUUUUUUUCUGACCUCAAACUUUUAAAAUUAGUGUAUCCAUCCGUUUCUUCAUGUUGAAAGGAAUGAUCUGGAUUUAAUAUAAGAUAUCAACUUCAAUUCAGGCUUAAUGUAGAUUACCACAGAAGUCAUCUAACACUGUUAAAACUAGGGAAAUGUUUAAAGUCUAGGCAAACCCUUGGAUGAAAAAACCUUGGAUGGAUUUUUCUCUGGUAAAAAGUUCUUGUAUCGCAUAUCCAUCUUUUCCAAGCUAUGAAAGGAGAUGAGAGAUUGUCCAGACAAGGUUAAUAAGUGAUGCUAUCACACCUGUCAUGAUGUUGUCAUGAAAUCUUGUGGCUGUACUUUAGAAACGGCAAUUUAUGUUUUUCCCAGUAUAAUAAAAUAUGUUUAUCCCAGUAUAAUAUCAUGCCCCAGAGACUUCUGUGUAACUGUAAACAGUCCAGUCUGGAUGAUGCUUGUCUGGGGUAAUCAACAGUGUGCAGCAGAUGAAGUUUUUUCUUAAAAUGUUGAUAAAUUUGGUCUUGAUUUAAGGUCGUUCUUUUACCUUCAUUUACUACUGUCAGGUUCACACCAUAAAUGCUGUCAGUGAAGCAAUAUACAACCUGUUGCUGUUUGAGUGAUCAAUGGAUUUUCGCUGGUUGUUUAUUACUGUAAUUUAUAGUAUGUAUAGCUACAUUUGUUAUUGUAUUUUAUGAUUGUUUCCAUUUUUGCCCAAUCCUAGUAUAUGUAUUAUGAAUGUAGGCUGUACAUUAAAAAAACACAAUAUAAAUGCAACAUGAAUUAAUGAGA